CAGCUGCAGCUCCCGUUCCACCAGAGCUGUUGGCGUCUCGUCCGAACCCACCUUUUCCACCCGCAACACAACAUAACCCCGCAACACCCGCCGGACUAAAGAAAGAAACAAGAAGCAGAAGAAGGGCACACUUCGUUCUUCUCUCUUCCUCCCCCCUUCCAUACGAUACGAGAAGAAACCAAACCAAACAGCACCCUAUCUCACGAAACCAUGGCUGCCUUCCAAGCAUCGGCUCGAGCUCGCCAGCACCAGCAGCUCCUGAGCAUUUCCCGCAACCCGUCGUACCUCGACGACGACGCGGUCACGCGAACAACACAAACACAAACGCCACUGUUCACGCCCGACACCGAGGAAUGGGUCGUAUUCUCUCCCUCGGUCGCUGGCGAGACGAACACCAUCCUAUCGGGCACCGGCACCAAGAGCGACGUCGACAGUAGCAUCAUCACCACUUCGUCGCCACAGCACACACGUCACGUGCCCGUGUUUGAGGAUGAGGAAGAGGAGGAGGAGGAGGAGUCGCUCGAUGGCGCGGAAACAGAUUCCCUGCAGGCGUUCCGUGAUCAGGAGGAUCAGGUGUUGUUCCCCACACUGCCGACGCACGACGGGCUUGGAACAUUCGCAUCUUCGUCAGGGAUGACGGGGUUCAGGUCGCUCGAGGAGUCGCUGCGGCUUGCGGCCGCGAAUGAGCAGGGCAGGGAGGGGGAUGAUACGCAUUCGAGGAUCAUGAAGUGGCGGAUGGAGCAGGGUCAUGCGUUGAUGGACGAGAUCGAGAAGGCGACGAGGAGGCGCAGACGGUUGUCAAUUAUCAGUCGGAGGAACACACAUUCCGGGAGGGCGAGCAGGGUGGGCGAGGGGGAGAAAUAUGAGGAGGCGGUGAUCCAGGAGACCGACGACGAGACGCAGAGCGAGGACGAGGAGGAGGAUGCUACGAACGAGACGUUCUGGAAGCGGAUCACUAGGAGCUUCAUUCGCGAUAUCAUCGGCAUCGACGACAAUCUUCUCGAAGUACUCUUCGGCGAGGCGCUGCCCGCAGAAGUGCAGCUCGACUCCUCAUCCGAGGAAGUACAAUUCAAGAAAGAUACCGAAGAACGGAUUCUAAAUCGGAUCGCAAAGGAGUUGGGAGAGCUCGUACACCUCUACACCCACCAUCCCUCCGGGACCGGCGCUUUCUCGAAGGCACCAGAAGGAGGCGACUCGGAGGAGGAAGACGGUGCGAAGACCCCGCAACCUCGUACGACCCAGGAAGCCACAAUUUCGCCCAAGGUCGUACGUCCACGUGGUUCCUCGCUGAUCAGCGCCGCAACUGGUACAUCCUCGGUACCCCAGUUUCAGUUCGCCCCGACCCUCGCAUUGCGACGGGAAGAGGCACACCAUGCCUCCCUUUGGGGCAUCGAAGAGAACGACGACCUGAUGAACACACAGCUUCGUCGCGAGUAUUGGGAACAGGAACUCGACAUGCGGCUUGUCUUUUCGUAUCUCAAAUCCCGUUUUUAUGGACUACCUCCUCGACCCCCUACGACAUCAUCGGCCUCAGCCGCCACCACUACCACUACCUCCUCGGCACCGUUGCAUCAUCACCACCCGCUGAUCAACGGCAAACACUCGUACUACAAUCGGAAAUCGACGACGACAAUAGCACCAUCCACCACCGCCGCCAAUGCAGCCGCAGCACCCGUGCCGGCCCCUGGUGGGUUCUUUGGAAACUUUAUCAUGGGGAACCUGAAGAUGGGUGGGAAUUGGGCCGAGCGAGUGACGAAGGAUAGACGGGGGAGCAAGGCUAGUUCGCGAAGCAGAGGAGGGUACUAUUGGGGCGUUGCGACGAGUGUCGGCAGCGGACAGAGCAGCUGUGUAGGCACGGGCAUAUGGGCUGCCAUCUAAUAUUUUGCGUGCGAUUUGACAUGUCAUGUGUGUGUUGCAUGCUGAAAGUACAUAUUCUG
Tricharina praecox is the source of this 1937-nucleotide messenger RNA. RefSeq lists its product as uncharacterized. The coding region runs from base 211 to 1878 and encodes 555 amino acids. The transcript has a single exon. Lineage: Eukaryota; Fungi; Ascomycota; Pezizomycetes; Pezizales; Pyronemataceae. The record is from RefSeq and is a predicted model, not a curated record.